Maniola jurtina (meadow brown) is the source of this 488-nucleotide messenger RNA. It is a transcript of the gene kud, whose product is annotated as transmembrane protein 258. Bases 144 to 389 code for a protein of 81 amino acids. Gene Ontology annotation, biological process: protein N-linked glycosylation. Gene Ontology annotation, cellular component: membrane-bounded organelle. The transcript has 2 exons. The record is from RefSeq and is a predicted model, not a curated record. NCBI's taxonomy places the organism in Eukaryota, Metazoa, Arthropoda, Insecta, Lepidoptera, Nymphalidae.
GCAUAGAUAAAUUACUUAGUUGACAUUUCAGAUGACGUGUUAUUAAAUUAUUCGUCUGUGUUGUUUACCAAAUUUUUGGUUAUAAACCGGCGCUGGAUUUUUUACCAAAAACAUCAAUUUGUUGCUUUUAAAAUACAUUAAAAAUGAGUUUGGAAAUUGAAUCGAUGGUGCGGUACGCGUCACCAAUAAACCCGGCUGUAUUCCCUCAUCUGACGAUGCUUCUGCUCGGUAUAGGAAUAUUCUUUACCGCGUGGUUCUUUGUAUAUGAAGUCACAAGCACGAAGAUGUCGAGGGACCUAUUCAAGGAACUUCUGUUAUCACUAGUGGCCGCUUUAUUUUCUGGGUUUGGUAUUCUAUUCUUGUUGCUAUGGGUGGGUAUCUAUGUCUGAUGGUGUCUUUGCGUUUAAUUAAUGUAUCAUUCCUUGUUAAAAAUGUCUAAUUAAUUUUGUAUAUUUUAAGAAUAAUUUAAAUGAAACGUCACAUUUUAA